Rotaria sp. Silwood1 is the source of this 612-nucleotide messenger RNA. The record is from the annotation of a GenBank genome assembly. Lineage: Eukaryota; Metazoa; Rotifera; Eurotatoria; Philodinida; Philodinidae.
AUGAUGAUGUCUUGGUUAACAAUAUUCACUUGUUUUGCUUUUUUAUCAUCACUAAUUAUUGCCGAUGAUCCAUGUCGAUUUGAAUCUUCUACAAAAGGUGUCAUAGAUUUAACUUCUUUAGGUCGAACUGAUGGAAAAGCUGCAUAUCCUGAUAAAUUACCAACGACAGGAUCCGGCUAUAAAUAUAGUUAUAAUCCUUGUAAACCAUUUACUGAAAAACCUAGUUGUAAUGGAGUAGCUGUUUGUCAAGUUUCGAUGGAUGGAAAAUUUAGCUUUUCCCUUGGUACACAAGAGAGUGCAAGCUGGAAUCAAGGUGGUAUAGGAGGUGGUCCUUCGGUUACUUAUUCAGCUGGUGAAAAAACAGUCGUUGUUACAUUAGAAUGUGUAAGUGAUGGUACCAAUGAAUUAGAAGCUUUAGGUGAACCUACAACCAAUCACUAUAAACUUAAUUUAAAAAAUAAAUGUGCUUGUUGGGAUGAAUAUGUACCACCAGAAACAACAACGAAAUCAUCAGAAGGAGGUGGCGGCAGCAGUAGUCUUUCUGGAGGAGCUAUAUUUACCAUAAUUUUUCUUAUUCUUGUUUUUGAUUAUUUCACUGGAUUUGUCUUAUAG